This is a messenger RNA of Castor canadensis (American beaver), 574 nucleotides long. The record is from RefSeq and is a predicted model, not a curated record. Lineage: Eukaryota; Metazoa; Chordata; Mammalia; Rodentia; Castoridae.
CGCGGGGGAGAGGCGGCAGGUCGCCGACUAUUUGGGCGCCCUGUGCCUGGCGCUAAAUUUAAAAACGUAACUCGAGCGAAGGCGGGUUCCGGAAGCGAAACCAAGCUCGCCCCGCGAGCCGCCUCCCUGGCUCUGCCAGUCCCCCAGCGCGCCGCGCCACCCGGAACAGCCCCUCCUCCCGCCAUUUUCCGCAGGGCGCGCGGCUGAGGCCUGUGGCUGCCGGGCUCUGGAGGAGGAGGAGGAGGCGGGUAGCAUGGCCGCGGGCGUAGACUGUGGGGAUCCGGCCCGCGUGCGGCAGCACGUGUUCCUGCUUCCAGAACAUUUAAAAGAUGCUUCAAAGAAGAUGAAAAGUGGCCUUAUGUUUGUAAAGUUGGUUAACCCAUGCUCAGGAGAAGGAGCCUUGUACUUAUUCGACAUGUGUCUCCAGCAGCUGUUUGAAAUCAAAGUUUUCAAGGAAAAACACCAUUCUUGGUUUAUAAAUCAAUCAGUUCAAUCAGGAGGCCUUCUCCACUUCGCCACACCCGUGGAUCCUCUAUUUCUGCUCCUUCACUACCUCACAAAGGCUGGCAAGGAG